CUAUUAAAAGUAAGAUCUCAUUCACUUGUUUCUUUACCGCAACAUGGUUGGAGGUCGAUGAUAAGGAUAGAAGAAAUGCAGGUCGCAAAGACGAGGAAAAAGCAAUAUGUCAACAACAUUUCGAUACCUAAAGAAGUUGUUGUUGAGAUAUUACGAAGAGUACCUUGCGAAGAGUUGUUUGAAACUUUAAAGAAAGUAUGUAUGCAGUGGUGUUCGAUUAUCUAUAGUGGAAGUUUUGCCUACUCACACGUUGAGUGCGGAAUAUUAAAAUCAUCAUCAUUUUUCUCACAAUAUGAAGCAGUUGUUUUUGAUCAGAUUGAUAAUACACGCUCCAUUUCAGUUUCUGCGUUGGAAUGGCAGAGUAGGCCUUUCCCAAACUAUCCUGAUGAAGAUUUAGAGACUAAAUACAUGUAUACAAUAGACGAUGUAUUGGAAUUCCAAGUACCACGAAUGAUAACAGUGAAUUCUGUGAAUGGUUUUGUUUGUUUUUGGAGUCGCAAUGCUCGUGUCCAUGUCUUGAAUCCUCUGACUGAAGAGCAUUUCACUACUCCACCAUAUACGUAUGAAAUUCGUUCUGUUACACCCCCCUGUCUUGCUGCAAUUGGGUUCGGGUUUUGCCAGCUUUCCUAUGAAUACAAGGUGGUUGUUCUUCAAGAAGAUGGCGAAGGAUUUGAGAUUAAACCAUUAGUUUUUACUGUUGGAACUGACCGUUCGUGGAGGUCUCUGAAAGCAAUACCUGAUAUAAAAUUUGGUACGAGAUUUGAGAAGGGUGUAUAUGUGAAUGGGGUAUUGUAUUGGUACAUGGAUAGUUGUACUCGGCCACGUUGUGGGAGUAAUGAGAUCAUUACAUCCCUCAUAUGUUUCAAUGUAUCUAAAGAAGAAGUUGUUACGACUAUGGUUCCAGCUGAACUUGAUAUCAGAGAAGGAUAUGAAUCUAGGAUAGCACAAAAGGGAGGGAACCUUUGUUUGGUAAGCUUAAGUUAUGGUCCUAUUUGCUCCCUCUUGAUCAAGGUAUAUAUCGCGGACACUAGUACUGAUUUGAGUAGCUUCAGUUCUUGGAAGAAUGAGUUCAAUGUGACUGCUCCUAAUAUGGCUUACAAUAUAAGCAUAAAAAAUGCGUGGUCCGUCUCCAUAGUUACUGAUGACAUGUUGGUGAUUCGAAGAAUGUUCACGAUGGAUCAUCUAAUCUUUAUUGAUGUACCAACUGGAAUGAUGUUGAGUAGCUAUUGUCUGUAUACCUCUGCAGGUUUUAUCCCUUAUGUACCAAGUUUGGUGUCUCUUUCCCAUCGCCCCCCGCCACUUUUGAACCCUUCUGUUACGUCCUAGACUCUUUAAAUUUUUUAUCCCUUAUGUACCAAGUUUGGUGUCUCUUUCCCAUCGCCCCCGCCACUUUUGAACCCUUCUGUUACGUCCUAGACUCUUUAAAUUUGUCGUUGGUCUUCCAAGUAGUGUGUUUUAUAAUGUAAGCAGCAUAGCUUUAUAUCUAUCUAUACCAUUUGUGAA
Messenger RNA from Solanum pennellii, 1503 nucleotides. RefSeq names its product F-box/kelch-repeat protein At3g23880-like. Gene Ontology annotation, molecular function: protein binding. Lineage: Eukaryota; Viridiplantae; Streptophyta; Magnoliopsida; Solanales; Solanaceae. The transcript is spliced from 3 exons. The record is from RefSeq and is a predicted model, not a curated record. The coding region runs from base 58 to 1326 and encodes 422 amino acids.